Hevea brasiliensis (rubber tree) is the source of this 1571-nucleotide messenger RNA. Its product is annotated as bidirectional sugar transporter SWEET2a. Bases 143 to 850 code for a protein of 235 amino acids. Gene Ontology annotation, biological process: carbohydrate transport. The transcript has 6 exons. Gene Ontology annotation, cellular component: membrane. The record is from RefSeq and is a predicted model, not a curated record. Gene Ontology annotation, molecular function: sugar transmembrane transporter activity. Lineage: Eukaryota; Viridiplantae; Streptophyta; Magnoliopsida; Malpighiales; Euphorbiaceae.
CAUUGUACAGUCCAUUUGAGAAAAAGAAAUGUAAGUAGGGGCUUCUUCUUAGCAAAUAUUUAUGUACAAAGGUACAGAGAGAGAGAGAGAAAGAUAGUUGGCUUCCGGUCUUUGACUCUUUGGGGGUUCAGUAGAUUGGCAAAUGAAUUCGACAGGGUUAUCUUCCGUUUUCUCUGGUUGCAGUGAUGCAGCUGGAAUUGCUGGGAACAUUUUCGCCUUCGUGUUAUUUUUGUCACCCAUACCAACAUUUAGGAGAAUUAUCAGAAGCCGAUCAACAGAACAGUUCUCUGGAUUGCCUUAUAUAUAUGCUCUCUUGAACUGUUUGAUCUGUCUCUGGUAUGGCAUGCCCAUCGUAUCACCUGGUAUCAUAUUGGUUGCAACAGUCAAUUCAAUUGGAGCAAUUUUCCAGUUGAUCUACAUAAGUAUCUUCAUCUGGUAUGCUGAUAAAGGUAGAAAGUUAAAGAUGUCAGGACUACUGGCUGCAGUAUUUGCAGUAUUUGCUGUGAUAGUCUUUGUGAGCGUGAAUUUUUUUUACUCUCAUGCUCGGCAGAUAUUUGUCGGAUAUUUAAGUGUUUUUUCUCUCAUUUCCAUGUUUGCAUCUCCUCUUUGUGUCAUUAAUUUGGUGAUUAAGACAAGGAGUGUUGAAUACAUGCCUUUCUAUCUCUCCCUUGCAACCUUAGUGAUGAGUGUCUCUUUCUUUUCAUAUGGAAUGUUGAAGUUUGAUCCUUUCAUUUAUGUCCCAAAUGGAAUUGGAACAAUUUUGGGUAUAUGUCAAUUGGUGUUGUACUCAUAUUAUAGCAGCAAAUAUGGCGAAGACUCGAGAGAACCCUUGUUAGCCCCAUAUGCCUGAGCACAUCAAUUGGCAAUAACUCAUGGUAAUUUUGUUUUUAUUCCCUGAGAUGCAAUUCCUGGGUAUCAAACCCACGACUCUUAACUAAGACAUAUUCUGCAAAAAUACAUGGUAAUUGCAGAGUUAGCUGCAAUUCAAGCUAAAAGAUGUGAUAGCAACUCCUGAUAAGCAUAAAUGCCUAACUGUAGCUAAUGCCAUUUAGCAGCCUAUGUCAUAUCACAUCUAUGGAAAAAAAAUGCUAUCUGUAUUUACACUAGAUUGUCUAUUUUGCAGGAGUUUGAUUCUGAUAUACUGAUUGAAAGUUGCGACAUUUCGACAGAUAAACGCUGCUGCAUGGUCAUUAAAAAAGUGGAUUAUAAAUCAUCAAUGGAUUUUAAUGAUUCUCAAGGAACUUGAUGCACUCUCAUCAAGAGAAGAAGAGAAUAAGAGGAGUGAUAGCGAGAGAAUAAAAUUUCUUGCUUGCUCCUGAGGGUUUCUGUUGAUGACUACCAAUCAUCUAUUACAGUAGUAACCUCACUGUCUAUGAUAAUGCCACGGCAAUCGACUGUGUCAAUACACCACCUUUGCCAAUUUUAUGCUUCUGCUUUGGCUUUUGUUGCAACAUUGUUGUUAACUAGCAAUCAUAUUGAUUGUUUUUUUUAUUUGUAAUUAGCAAUCCUGUUAGUUGUUUCCUACUACAGAUGUGAAGUCUGAAAAUUUAUCAGAUGUUUGAUUCCCUUCA